AUGGCCCUCUCAACGAAGCUGCAGUUUGUUUUCCCUGCGCUUCUUCACGAUUCAGGAACUCGUGUCAGCUUGAUUGCCAGUGCUUACAUAAUAACAAUUCUUACUGGUUCUGGAGUUCUGUCCCUAGCUCGGGUUAAUGCUCAACUAGGAUUGAUUGCAGGUUCUGCUGCCAUAUUCUUCUUCUCCACUGUCAAGUACUUAGGUACUUCAGUCCUCCUAUCUACAUGUUAUCGAUCUGACGCUAGAAAUUCCCAGAGGCGGUACCAUACCUACGUGGGGGCUUUGCAGGAAAACCUCGGUGGUACGGAGGUGAAGAUAUGUGUAGUAGGUCAAUAUUUGAAGCUUUUCGGGAGUGCCAUUGGAUACACAAUUGGAGCGUCCGCAAGCAUGAUGGCAAUCCAAAGGUCUAUCUGCUUCCACAGCAGUGAAGGCAGGAAUCCAUGCCAAAUCAACAGCUACCCAUAUAUCAUUGCAUUUGGCCUUGUUCAGAUAAUUCUCUCUGUCAUUGGUGAUUUCAAGUGGUUCUCCAUUAUCGCAGCUGUGAUGUCCUUCAUUUAUUCCACAAUUGGUCUUGGCCUCGGCAUCGCAAAAGUAGCAGAAACUGGAAAGUUUUGGGGAAGUGUGACUAGAAUAAGCAAUAGUCAUGUGAAUGAAACACAAAAGAUAUGGAGGAGCUUCCAAGCACUCGGGGACAUAGCAUUUACUUUCUCUUUCUCCAUCGACUUUAAUGAAAUUCAGAACACAGUUUUUAAUUCUCCACCAUCAGACUCGAAGAUUAUAAUGAAGAAGGCCAUUAAAUUCAGCUUUGCAUUCAUAACCUUUUUCUACAUGGUUUGUGGCUAUUUGGGUUAUGCUGCUUUUGGAGAGAGCACGCCCAGAAACCUCCUUGCUGGAUUCGGCUUCUAUAACCCAUAUUGGCUGCUGGACAUAGCACAUGUUGCCGUGUCUCUCGGGUGUGUUGCUGAGUACCAAGUUAAUUCCCGAGCACUCUUUGCCUUGACUGAGGAUGCUGCAACACAUGAAAGAUUCACAGGAGAGGCCAUAAACCCAAUCCUGAGUGGCCGCCCAGAUAGACUCAAUCUCUACCGUUCUGUUUGUAGAACAAUUUUUGGGAUGAUAAUUACUGUGAUAUCAAUGUUUCUGAAGCACUCCUUGGAAAACGUGGCUAGACUUACUGGGAUUUUAGGGUUUUGGCCUCUCACUGUUUACUUGCCUGUGCGGAUGUAUAUAGCUAAAAAGAAGAUAACAAGAUGGAGCGCAAAAUGGGUUUUCCUUCAAAUCCUGAGCCUGGCGCUCCUCAUCAUCAACAUUGCUGCUGUAGUAGGCUACAUUGCUUGGGUGGUUCUUGAUCUCCAGACUCACAAGCUCUUCAAGGAAAACUAG
Messenger RNA from Carya illinoinensis, 1383 nucleotides. Its product is annotated as amino acid permease 3-like. Bases 1 to 1383 code for a protein of 460 amino acids. NCBI's taxonomy places the organism in Eukaryota, Viridiplantae, Streptophyta, Magnoliopsida, Fagales, Juglandaceae. The record is from RefSeq and is a predicted model, not a curated record. Gene Ontology annotation, cellular component: plasma membrane. The transcript has 6 exons.